UUAGUGACAAAUAAGGCGUCAGUUUUGCCAGAAGUGGACAAAAUAAUUGUCUUAAAAGAGGGAUCCGUUUGUGAUUUCGGAUCAUUUGAUGAACUGAUGGCCAAAAGUGGAGAAUUCGCUGAAUUUAUUGCUGAAUAUGUCAUUAAACAGGAAUCUCAAGACAUCGAUGAGAAAGAGAUGCAAAUUCUUGCAAAACUGAGACAAACAGUAAAACCAUUGAUUGAAAGGCAAUUGUCCGUCAAAUCUAAUGAAAGCGAUUCUCAAUCACAAAAUGUGUCAAAACCUGUGUCUAUAAGCGAUACAAAUACAGAGAAAACACCUGAAAAGUCUGAAACAAAUAGUAAUACAAAACCUAUUGAUAAUAAUGAAGACGAAUUGUCUGAUGAAAGUAAAGGCAAACUCAUAGACAAAGAAGUGUCGGCCAAAGGAGGCAUCAAAAUGAGUGUCUAUAAGAAAUACUUUGGUCUAAUCGGCGCCUGGAGUUUGGCCACAAUAUUCGUGGCCUUUAUUGUGUCAAACAUCGCGAACGCGGCGUCGGGUCUAUGGCUGAGCGAGUGGUCAAACGACGCGCUAAAACCACGCGUUGGCAACGGAACGGAUCUACGGGUGUAUCGGCUCGGGGUCUACGCCGGCAUCGGUGGGGCCGAAGUGAUUGCCCUCAUUAUCGCACAGUUAUGGCUACGGAUACGGUGUAUGCGAACUAGUAAUCAAUUGCACGACCAGAUGAUCGGACGUGUGGUUCGGGCGCCCAUGUCUUACUUCGACACGACACCAAUCGGGCGAUUGUUGUUCCGAUUCUCGGAUGGAAUCGACACUUUGGAUGGUUACGUGAUCUAUGUAUUGGAUCUAACGUUCAUUAACUUCUUUAUGAUGACACAGUCUUUGAUAAUCAUAUCAUUUGAGACACCAUUAGUACUGCUGGCCAUCGGACCCAUUAUUAUAGUGUAUAUAAUAUGCCAACGGAUAUACAUCUCGAGCUCCCGACAGAUCAAACGCAUUGAAUCCGAGACCCGAUCGCCGAUAAUAAGCCAUUUGAGUGAGACUUUCAACGGAACGGCAAGUAUUAGGGCGUUCGGCGCCGACCACUGGUUUGUCCGGCAGUCGUACCGACGGAUAGACGCCAACAAUCAAUGCGUUUAUUUGGAUUCUUGUGGCGAACAGUGGCUAAAGAUUAGGCUCGAGUUCUUGGGCUCAUUGAUAGUGUUUGUGUCAACCAUUUCUGCCGUGAUCUUCAGGGAUCAGUUGUCGCCCGGUUUGGCAGCGCUAGUAAUCAACUACUCAUUGAACAUAACCUUAAUUUUAAGUGCAUUUGUAACUUAUAUCAGUCAUACCGACAAAGCUAUGGUUACCGUUGAAAAGUGUAUGGAAUUAACACAAACUCCUCAAGAAGCCGAGUGGUAUAACGAGAAGACUAAACCCGCGGACAACUGGCCGACAAUGGGUUGCAUUGAGUUUACAGACUAUUGCACUAAAUAUAGAGAGGGUUUAGAUUUAGUGCUCAAAGAUAUAGCAAUUGAUAUAAAAGGCAGACAAAGGGUUGCGAUCGUCGGCCGCACCGGCGCUGGAAAGUCGUCCCUCGCGUUGGCUCUCUUCAGACUCAUUGAGCCGACGACCGGAACCGUUACCAUCGAUGGCGUCGACUGCUCUACCAUUGGAUUACAAGACUUGAGAUCAAAGCUAACGAUUAUACCUCAAGAUCCGGCGCUUUUCUCGGGAACUUUGCGCUAUAAUUUGGAUCUUUUGGUUCAAUACUCAGACCUUGAGAUAUGGCGGGCCUUAGAGUCGGCACAUCUGAAGACAUUUGUGGAGUCACUGGAAAGAGGUCUCAAUCACGACAUCGCAGAGAACGGCGAGAAUCUAAGCGCCGGUCAGAAACAGUUGGUCUGUUUGGCCAGAGCUCUACUCCGACGGACUCGGGUUCUUGUCUUAGACGAGGCGACUGCCGCCAUUGAUAUGGAAACGGAUGACACGAUUCAGAAGACAAUCCGUGAAGAGUUCGAGUCGUCGACAAUCAUAACAAUAGCCCAUCGAUUGAAUACUAUUAUUGAUUACAAUUUAGUUAUAGUUUUAAACAACGGAUCGAUCGCAGAGUCGGGAACACCGGAACAGCUCUUAGCGGACAACACAUCCAUCUUCUACUCAAUGGCCAAACAGGAAAAACUUGUUUAA
Messenger RNA from Medioppia subpectinata, 2169 nucleotides. The record is from the annotation of a GenBank genome assembly. Lineage: Eukaryota; Metazoa; Arthropoda; Arachnida; Sarcoptiformes; Oppiidae.